UCGACACUUCGAAAAACCGUUAUUAUGAGGCAUCCGUUGUUGACGCCUCGUCUCUCGUGAUUCGUUCUUUGUCGGUCCGGGAAAUGGCGGAGGACGAGAAAGCCGACUGGCCAAACAACGUGCGGCUGUUCCAAAUCGCCGUCUCCAACAGUCUCAGGAAUAUAAGCGAAUCUGUGAGCGAGGAUGAGUUUGUCGAGAUACUCCCGAUUCUCAAAUCGAAACCCAGCGUUGCCCAGAAGUUACAUAAUGCCCUAAUAAAGGAACUGUAUAAUAGUAUGAAUAAUGAUCUGGAGAGUAUAUUGAAGGAAAGCGAUUUACAGGAUGUAUUCAGCAAAAUAGCUCAAUUGUCCGAGGAAAGUACGACGUCCGUUAACGAAGACGUAUGGCGUCCACCGGGAAAUGUAAUCACACACUUGAUAUCACUGGAUGCGCACAAGGUCAAGGAAGCAACCGAGGAAUUGGAGAAGGAAGUAAAUGAAAUAGAAAGAGAGAACGAAACUCUAAAAAAGACAAUUGUAGAAAAUAGAUCGAGAAUAUGUGCCACAAAUGAUAGAAUGAUGAAAAUUUUGAAUCAUACGCCAAUUAUAUUGCAAGAAUUAAACAAAAUGUAUGAAGAGUUAGUGACUUGUCAUAAAAUGAUCAAAGAUGAAUAUUUUCAAGAUAAAGUUUAGAAAUACAUUAUGUGUGUGUAUUUAUAUUUAUGCUAUAAUGUACAUUUAUAUUAUAAAUAAUAGAUUUAUUUG
Formica exsecta is the source of this 743-nucleotide messenger RNA. RefSeq lists its product as uncharacterized. The record is from RefSeq and is a predicted model, not a curated record. Gene Ontology annotation, cellular component: MIS12/MIND type complex. NCBI's taxonomy places the organism in Eukaryota, Metazoa, Arthropoda, Insecta, Hymenoptera, Formicidae. The transcript has 3 exons. Bases 84 to 671 code for a protein of 195 amino acids.